Molecule: messenger RNA, 3374 nt
Organism: Hypanus sabinus (Atlantic stingray)
Lineage: Eukaryota; Metazoa; Chordata; Chondrichthyes; Myliobatiformes; Dasyatidae
Gene: mest
Product: mesoderm specific transcript
Exons: 12
Coding region: 1-1131 (376 amino acids)
Molecular function (GO): catalytic activity
Source: RefSeq, a predicted model, not a curated record
AUGGGGCUGGGGGAGGAGGCGGGGUCAGGUCAGUGGAGCGGCGACACUGCCCGAUCCGGACCCGGACCCGGACCCGACCGGACCGGACCGGAGGCGAAAGAGUUUUCAGGUGCGGCGGCCCUUGAGUAUGAGGACUCACCCGAGUGCAGGAUGAAAGAGUGGUGGAUCCAAGUUGCACUUCUUGCUGCUCCUCUAAUAGCUGUCUACCUUCACCUUCCUCCUCCUAUUCUCUCACCAUCCCUUUAUUCAUGGCGGGCUGGUGGAGCAUUCUUCACCUUCAAAGACCACCGCAUAUUUUACAGAGAUUCCAUAGGUGCUUUUGGUAGCUCUGACACAGUGAUACUUUUGCAUGGCUUCCCAACAUCAAGCUAUGAUUGGCACAAGAUCUGGGAAGGCUUGACAUUGAGGUUUAAUCGUGUUAUCGCAGUAGAUUUUCUUGGCUUUGGAUUCAGCGAUAAACCUAGGCUGCACAGAUACUCCAUCUUUGAGCAGGCAGAUAUCGUGCAGGGGCUAAUGGCGGAACUGGGCCUAGCUCAGCAGAAGGUCAAUAUCCUGGCUCAUGAUUAUGGAGACACUGUUGCAUUGGAGCUGCUCUACAGGUCUGAACGUGGUAAUCCUGGACAUCUGAUUAUUAACAGCCUGUGUUUAUCAAAUGGAGGAAUUUUUCCAGAGACAAACCACCCACGAUUUCUGCAAAAGUUACUCAAAAACAGUGGUUGCUUUUCACCAAUCUUCACCAGACUUAUGAACUACUAUUUUUUCUCAAAAGGGAUCAGCGCAGUGUUUGGACCUCACACACAGCCAACAACUGCAGAGUACUGGGACAUGUGGACUGCUGUUCGGAUCAAUGAUGGGAAUCUAGUAAUGGACAGUAUUUUGCAGUUCGUCAAUCAAAGAUGGAAGUACAGAGAUCGAUGGGUAGGAGCCUUGAUUUCUGCCUCUGUUCCAUUACAUUUAAUCUAUGGACCGAUGGAUUCUGUGAACCCUCACCCUGAAUUUCUGAAUCUUUAUCGGAAAUUGGUACCAAAAUCAACAGUGUCAAUCCUCGAUGACCAUAUCAGCCAUUACCCUCAGCUUGAGGACCCUGUGGGCUUCAAACAAGCUUACACAAACUUCAUCAACUCCUUCUGAACUUCUAGUUACAACACUGGAACUUGACCAAUGAAUGAUCACCAGCUUCUUCUGCAAUAUGGGAAUUGUGGUACCAAAUAAUAGGCCAAUAAGAUUAUAGAUAUUUUAAAUUAAUAUACUUUGCAAAUAACAAUAAUACUAUUACUUUCUGCUUUGCUUAAAGGUUAUUUUGCAGUUGCCACCGGCAAACAGGUGGAAGUCUGUUGGAUGAAUUUAAAUGAAAAGAUUGUGAAUCAGUGGUGAAUUAUAUAUGCUGGUAUUUAGCAGUGAAGGGAUUUCUCUAUAAAGUGUGGAAGCACACAGCAGAUAAAGUUAGUAUUUAGGUGGCACUUUCUUGCUUGAAGUAUAAACUAUUUGUCUUUCAAAUUCUUGUUGAGCGACAAUUAAUUUUGCAGCAUGUCUUCUGCUUCAGGAUUUAGCUUCCUGAGUUACAGGGAUGAACAUUUCAGUGCUUGAGGGUGUGGCAGUUCAGCAUGGGAAUCUCUUGCUGGUAAGGUCUACUUACUGGCACUUUUGACCAAUUGUAAGUCACUCGCACACCCCCCCCCCCCCCCAAACAGAUGAUUCACGGGGCAAAUGUUUCCAAAACAAACAAAUAGAAUGUGUAUAAAUAAGAGAUUUUGGGGCCUUUCAGGUGAUAAUAAUUUCUUGUAAUUUCUCAAAUUCUGAAGAAUUUGAUAGUAAAUGUAGAGGAUUAAGAUAACCGCUAAUAAUAACCAGUAAAAAAACAUUCAGGACGAACUCUACCAGAACCUGGUAGAAACAGGUUCAAUUUAGUCAUUUAAAAAAAAAUUGGAUAGGUAUAUGGACAGGAAAGGAAUGGAGGGUUAUGGGCUGAGUGCAGGUUGGUGGGACCAGGUGAGAGCAAGCGUUUGGCACGGACUAGAAGGGCCGAGAUGGCCUGUUUCUGUGCUGUAAUUGUUAUAUGGUUAUGUGAACUACUUUACUAUUUGAGAAUAACAGUCAGUGGAGCACAUGAAUGUAUAAAAACUUAAUGCCAGGAGAACAGUCUCUGUUUUUAAGCUACUGCUCAAUUUACAAUGUCUAAUUAUAGUUUCUAAUGCCUAAUUUGAUGAUGUUACGUUCAUGUCACUCAAUUUUCAACAUGAAGUUAAAGUUGAUUGAAGACAAAUGAUGGUGUAUAUAAAAAACAUUCCAGAUAGGUUAAAGGGAAGAGAUUAGUGGAGAACCCUUUCACACUGUGGGAGUAAUAUUGAUAAAGUAAUGGAAGUAAAAGGUCCAUUUGCACAUUCGUGUUUUCAAAGCUCUUUUGGUAUGCAUGUGGCAGGAUGGUAUACAUUUUGAGUUCUAUUCAUUGCUAGUUAAUUUUCCCAGUUAACUUUGUUGUACAUUAGUGAAAUUUCACUUCCCAUUUGUCAAAAGAAUAUUGUGGAGCAAUGAUUUGUCAAUACUAUACUGUAUUUAGCUACACUAUCUACAUUUGCAGAUGAAUUUCUUCCAUUGACCAGCUGGAAUUCAGAUGUCCAAUAUGAACAUUGUGCAUCUGUAGCUUUAAAUCACCAUUAAUCCAGCAUACUUAUUGGUGACAGACCAGCAUAUUUUCUAGACUACUAGGAAUCAGGACCACAGUGAGUUUAAAGGGAGUAUGGGAUCACAUAAAUCAGCAUCUGGAGAGCUCAAUGGCAAACCAUUGAGAUUUCUAAUUGAUAGUGGAAUAUUGGAGUUUUACGAGUAUUCAUUUAAAGUAUAAUGAAACUGAGACUGCAGAAAGUUUGUUCAAGUAAUGAAUAAACAAGUGGAAAAAUUAUAUUUAUUUCAAUGUGUAAAGUUUCACAAAAUGUUCUUUAAACUAUAUGGCUGAUUUUGUUCCUUAAUGUUUAACAAACUGUAAAAUUGUAAAUAUCACAAAGUGAGUUGGGUUAUUAUAACUUUCAAAUAAAGCAACAUAACACUGCUUAUAAUCCCCAUCAAGGUGCAACUUUGAAGGACUGAUAUUUCUCUCAGAAUGCUGCUGUACCCCCACCACAUUUAUGCACAAAUUGUGAAUAUUUGUUAUUUUAAUAUUAUCCACAUUCUUCUACCUGUUUUCUUUCUUAACUACAAUGUCUAUUUCAAAUGUUGCUGACACGGGAUUCCACCCAAAUACCUUUUGAGGUUCCUGUCUAUCUGAAAUCAGUCCAUUUCUCACAAAGAUUUCACAAUUUGAUUAAAAUCUGAUGUUUUACUUUGAGCUCAAGGUUGUAUAAUACAUUCUUUGAUAAUAAAUAUACUUUGAACUUUGA